Molecule: messenger RNA, 3306 nt
Organism: Gasterosteus aculeatus aculeatus (three-spined stickleback)
Lineage: Eukaryota; Metazoa; Chordata; Actinopteri; Perciformes; Gasterosteidae
Gene: msantd2
Product: Myb/SANT DNA binding domain containing 2
Source: RefSeq, a predicted model, not a curated record
CCCCUCCCCUUAGCAACAGAGGAAACAUGGCGGCGUCCAGUACAGCGGAGCACUCUCCGGAGAUAUCGACGCCGUUAAAGAUACCGAAAACCGAGGUGCCAUCCCCCGAGUCGGAGGAUUUGAGUGACAGCAAUCAAUACCACUCCAACCCCUCGACGCCUAACCGCUUCUCGCCUCUGAACGUGGGCUCGGGGACCGCGGGCCGGACGGCGGCCUCAUCCUCCAACAGCUUCACGGCUUGCCGGGGGAUGUCGUGGACCCCGUCCGAGACGAACGCCCUCAUCGCGGUGUGGGGCAACGAGAGGCUGACGGAGGCGCGGAUGCAGCAGCUGGAGGUGGCGGGCACCGUGUUCUCCGGUAAGGCCCCCGGGCCCGCCAUGUACGAGCGGGUAUCCAGAGCCCUGUCGGAGCUGGGAUACGAGAGGACCCCGUCCCAGUGCAGGGAGAGGAUGAAGACGCUGCGGCGCUGCUACAGCCGCGUGAAGGAGCACGGCAUCGGCAAGAGGAAGAGCAGCUACACCAUCGAGCAGCUGGAGAAGGUGUUUGGACAGGGGGGCUGGGACUCCCAGAGCUGUGCCCCAGUGCUCAUCAAUAGCAGCGGGCUGUACCAGGAGAUGGAGUCUGACAGCAGCACCCUGGAGGACUUCUCCCAGGAGGACUGGUGCAACCAGGUGCUGGACUCUGCCUUCCAGGAGGGGGACAUGGAGACCGAAGAAAUCCAGAUGCCUAAAAACCGAGCUCUACAGAUCCAAAUAGAGCUGUCGGAACAAAUCCAGAAAAGAGAGACCAUGCAGACGGUGAUACGCAUCCUGGAGUCGGUGCAGCUGAAAUGGGAGCACUUCCAGACGUGGACGGAGUUCUCUCGGCUGCACCUUUCCAACAAGCUGGCCAUCUUCGGCGUGGGCUACAACACGCGCUGGCGCGAGGACGUGCGGUACCACUACGCCGAGAUCAGCUCACAGGUACCGCUGGGCAAGAGGCUCCGCGAGUACUUCAACCCGGAGAAGCCCGAGGGCCGCGUGGUCAUGACCAGGGUCCAGAAGAUGAACUGGAAGAACGUCUACUACAAGUUCCUGGACAUCACCAUCAGCGAGGCGCGCUGCCUGGAGCUGCACAUGGAGGUGGACUGGAUCCCAGUGUCCCAGUCCAGGGCCACGGGCUGCGGCAAGGGCACAUCCCACUACCUCCUUCCCGGGGACAUCCCAAAGGCGUACGGACUGUACGCCAUCGGCUACGAAGCGGAAGACCUCAGCUGGCCUCGGCCCAACGGGGCGCAGAGCCAGGACGACGGAGAAUGUUCGGAGAAGUGGGAAAGGACUGUAGGAGAGGUGACCUACUGCUACCUGGGCAUAGCGGAGGAGAGGACCAUACAGCAGAGUCUCUUCCAGCACUUCCAGGGCUCCGGCAAACACUGUGGCCACGCCGAACCCCCCGCCGUGACGCGUUUCCUGCAGGAGAACUGCAGCGGCGCCGUCGCGAAUCAGAACGGGGACGGGACGGAGGACUCGCCGCAGCGAUUCGCCAUUUACAUCAAAUUCAUCGAGGUGGAGCUGGACUUCCUGUCGGCGGGCUCCCUGCUGGAGUGCCUGGAGACGGCUGUCGGCUGUCCCUUGAAAUACAACAACAAAGACACAUCGUAACCAAAUACGGCGUUUCGCACCUUGUAUUGACUGAAGAUACGAUGAGCACAGCGUUCCCGCCAGCCGGGCCCCAGAAAGGGGGCUCUGUCUCUUCCAACGCAUGUGUGCAGGAGUCUGCCAUAUUUUCACAGCCUAUUGAACUGAUUUCUCAUCGGGCCCUUAAUUAGGUCCAAAAGGAGUGACUACAAAGCAGAUGUAUUGUGCAGAGCUGCAGCUACAAUAACUUAAGUAUAACAGAGCUGCAAUAUCCAAGAAGUAUGUUCUUAUUUAAAGCUUAUGUGCACUACAAAGGUGUCUGCUGCUCGCUUAGUGUAGAUAAGUAUUCCCUCAUCAGGGAGCGUGGGGUUGGCUAGGUAACUACUGCAGCAUGCAUACGUCUACCUCCGUAGGAUGUACCGAACAAGGCGGCGAGGGGACAGUGGGAUGGAUUUAUUCUCAAGUCUGCCAUUACUGUGACUGUGGAGGCCCGGAGCCGAGAGGAGUGGCGUGCUGGUUUCUGUGUAACAGAGCUGCAGCUGGGGAUGACUCCAUGCAGGGAGGUACCUGGGAGACGGUGCACGAACCCAACGGGCCGGCCGCCUUGGUGGUUUCCUCUCCAUUUCAAUUCAGCGCUGACGCUUAAUGCCGAACUGGAGUCGCAGCUUUGCGCAGCAAGUAAAUAAAACGCUACGUGUUGCCAACAGCGCUGUAAAUAAUGCACACUAAUGAAAGAUUUCUCAGACUGCUUGUCAUGAUGAGCAACCGAUGUAAAGAAAAGAAUUGCCUUAGCAACACUGUAGAAGUGCGACAUGUCGCUCCUUUCUCAUGUUCUUUGUGAGUACAUCCUGCAGGAUGCCUGUGUGGUGUUAACGACAUGAUGAUGGAUAUGAUAACGUGUUCCUGAUUGGCGCAUACGCUCACAUACCAGACCUUGCACAUCCACAUGCCUCGUCUGUGGUGUUGAGGGCUUUGCUCCUUCAGAAGCAAGAGCUAGAUACUCUGAAACACUGCCACACCACUCAGGGCCCUCAGGUACAUCUCAACUGGCUUUUAAUUCAGAAAGUGCUUUCAAAUCAUCCACGUGAGGUCCACCCUCCUCGUUUUUACAUUACAGCUCUGUCCCCGGUAAAACCAACGGAGAGUAAAGAGACCAGACGCUGCAUCCAUGUAGAAUGCCCCCCCGCCCCCCCUUCUGUCAUACGUAUUGGGGGCCGUAUCUUUUGGAGCCUCCCCAGCUGCAGUGGUAGACCAACACGCACACUCCUUCUGAUGGGUGUGAAACGGGCCUUGAGCCUGAGCUACGACUUAAAGUCAGGUAAAGAAAGUUGACGUGCAAUGUGCCAGGAGAGGAUGAGUGUAGAGAAGUAUCAAAAAAGGGACAGGUCCAUAUUGAAUCUAUAGAUACAUGAAAUCUACCUGAAAUAUCUAUAAUGUAUAUAUAUAUAUAUAUAUACAUACACAUAUAUAUUUAAAAAUAUUGAUGUUCUUAAGCAUUUUCGCUUUUGAAAACUUGCAAUGUUCAUUUGUUUCGGUAUACAGUCUAUGAAGAUGAAUAUCUAAUAUUUUAUAUUUUAUUGGUUGACACCAUGUCUCGUAUGUGAAUGUUUUGAAGUCACCGUCUUGUAUGUUUACAUGUUUGAAAAAACAAUAAAUGAGGCACUUACUGUCAUUUGCCACACGGUGAAAA